AUGGAACGGGGACACGAAACCGUCGUAGGACUACUCUUAGGACGACACGAUCUCGACACCAGCUUAAGUAACGAGGAGGGCCAGACGCUGCUAUCGUGGGCAGUGCGACAAAGAUACGAAUCAGUUGUGGGGCUGCUCCUAGGACGACACAACGUCGAUAUCGACGCCAACACAAAGGACAAAGAUGGCCUGACAGCGCUCUCGUGGGCGGCACAGGGAGGGUACGAAGGGAUUGUGAAAAUACUUCUAGAGCGGGAAGGCGUUGAAGCUGACCCAAAGGACGAGUGGGGAGGCCAGACGCCUCUGAUGUGGGCGGCACACGGAGGAUACGAGAUGAUUGUGAAGCUACUUUUGGACUGA
This is a messenger RNA of Pseudogymnoascus destructans, 360 nucleotides long. RefSeq lists its product as uncharacterized. The transcript has a single exon. Lineage: Eukaryota; Fungi; Ascomycota; Leotiomycetes; Thelebolales; Thelebolaceae. The coding region runs from base 1 to 360 and encodes 119 amino acids. Gene Ontology annotation, molecular function: protein binding. The record is from RefSeq and is a predicted model, not a curated record.